Messenger RNA from Ctenocephalides felis (cat flea), 1656 nucleotides. RefSeq names its product high affinity cationic amino acid transporter 1-like. The coding region runs from base 1 to 1473 and encodes 490 amino acids. The record is from RefSeq and is a predicted model, not a curated record. The transcript has 10 exons. Gene Ontology annotation, biological process: transmembrane transport; amino acid transport. NCBI's taxonomy places the organism in Eukaryota, Metazoa, Arthropoda, Insecta, Siphonaptera, Pulicidae. Gene Ontology annotation, cellular component: plasma membrane. Gene Ontology annotation, molecular function: amino acid transmembrane transporter activity.
AUGAUAUUUUACCUUUUGCAAAGUGCUGCCAGUGUUGUCAAAGCCAUAAGCACCUAUUUAGACGCCUUAAUAGGAAAAGUGAUCAGCAACUAUUUGAGGGAGCAUCUGCCAAUCGACGUCAGUUUUUUGUCGCCCUAUCCUGAUUUCUUCGCUUUUGGCGUCACUAUGUUAUUCACUAUUGCCCUAGCCUUUGGAGCGAAGGAAUCAUCGCGCUUCAAUAACUUAUUCACCCUGGUCAACUUAGCUGUGGUUGGCUUUUUCGUGGCGGCUGGUGCAGUCAAAGCCGAUGCAUCAAAUUGGUCGCUGCCUCCAACGGCAGGUCACGGAGAUGGUGGAUUUGCUCCUUAUGGCAUAGUAGGCAUCAUCGCAGGUGCUUCUAAGUGCUUCUAUGGUUUCAUUGGCUUCGAUUGUGUUUGCCUUGCAGGAGAGGAGGCCAAAAAUCCAAAGAAAUCUUUACCCAUUGCUGUAAUAGGAUCAUUGUUCAUAACAUUCUUGUCGUAUUUUUCGAUAUCAACUGUACUGACUAUGUUGCUUCCAUAUUAUGAGCAGGACGUCGAUGCACCACUUACCCACGCUUUUGAAUUGCUCGGAUGGACAACUCCUCAAUAUAUUGUUAGUAUAGGAGCAAUUUUUGGACUUUGUGCGAGUUUAAUGGGCUCAAUGUUUCCUUUGCCACGUAUUAUUUAUGCUAUGGCUUCAGACGGAUUGUUAUUCGAAUUUAUGGGAAGAGUGCAUCCUCGGUUCAAGACACCAUUCCUCGGGACUUUGUUGGCUGGUUUUCUUACAGGCCUAAUGGCAUUAUUUUUCGAUUUGGAAGAAUUAGUUGAUAUGAUGUCUAUUGGAACCUUACUAGCGUAUUCAAUGGUCGCAGCUUGUGUUAUGUUACUUAGGUAUGAAAUUGAUAGAACCGAAGAUGAAUCUAAGCUGCUAGAAGUACCAUCUCAAGGCGUAUUUCAUACAUUCUUCAAUGUUGGGCGCAGAACAAAAGCUCCAACUGUUAGAACAUCUGCAAUUGUAACAUGGUCCGCAACUUCUUACACAAUCUUGUGCCUGUCUGGAUGCCUAAUUGCAACUAAAAUGGACGGAUUUUCCGACGGCGAGGUUUUGCCUGUGGUCCUUGUUGGGGUCAUAGCGGCAGUCGCCCUUAUGUGUCUGUUGAUCAUUGCUAGACAACCCCCAUCUUCGGCCAAACUUUCAUUUACAGUACCAUUUGUACCGUGGUUGCCGGCACUCAGCAUUUUGAUCAAUGUCUUUUUAAUGAUGAGCUUGUCUGUCACCACUUGGGUGCGGUUUAUGAUUUGGAUUGUUGUAGGCUUACUCAUUUACUUUGGCUACGGACUCUGGCAUAGUCACGAACGUGAAAGUAUUCGUAAAAAGUUACUGGCCAAGAAACCUCCACCUCCAGCAACAGAAAAAAGUUCAGAAGAUCAUGAAAAUGGAUAUAUAAAUGGUGGUUUUGAAGCACAACUGUAAUGUUAAUAUUAUCAGAAUAAUUAUACUUGAAUAUUAAUCGUGAAGAUAAAAAGUGAUGAGGACAAUCUUGAGAAGGAAAUAUUAGUUCACAAUAAUUUGUUCAUUGCUAUUUUAUUGUGAAAACAUCACUCACUGCUUUAUUUUUGACGAAGUUAUGGUAAGAUUUUGUAUAUAUUUUAAGAA